Messenger RNA from Thermochaetoides thermophila DSM 1495, 1737 nucleotides. RefSeq names its product putative folic acid synthesis protein. Gene Ontology annotation, cellular component: mitochondrial envelope. Bases 1 to 1737 code for a protein of 578 amino acids. The transcript has a single exon. Gene Ontology annotation, molecular function: dihydropteroate synthase activity; 2-amino-4-hydroxy-6-hydroxymethyldihydropteridine diphosphokinase activity. The record is from RefSeq and is a predicted model, not a curated record. NCBI's taxonomy places the organism in Eukaryota, Fungi, Ascomycota, Sordariomycetes, Sordariales, Chaetomiaceae. Gene Ontology annotation, biological process: tetrahydrofolate biosynthetic process.
AUGAAGCGCGUCGCACUCGUCGCAACGCAGCCAUUGAGGCCGUCACAAGCUCUGCUGUCGCGAGCUCGCUGCGUCUGUCGCUGCGCUCCGGUCCCGCGCUUGGCCCGGACCGACCGCCGGCCGCUGUCAACCACCGCACGCCGCCCCGACGAGUCCAAUUCCAACAAGUUUCAGCCCUUCCGCCGCUAUACCUUCCCACCUGACUUCUGCGAAAAGAACCCUGUCGUCAUCCUCCCUCCCCAGAAACCCAAGAUGAACGGGCCAGAGCUGCCUGAGCGGCGCACCGCGUAUAUUGCUCUCGGCAGCAAUAUGGGUGAUCGGAUUGGAUGGAUUGAGAAGGCUUGUCGAGAGAUGGAUGCUCGUGGUAUUAAGGUCAAGAGGACGAGCGGCUUGUGGGAGACAGAGCCCAUGUAUGUGCUAGAUCAGGACCGGUUUGUCAAUGGUGCUUGUGAGGUCGAGACUACUCUCGAGCCAUUGGAGUUGUUGGAUGCGCUACAGGACAUUGAACGGGCACUGGGCCGCCAAAAGGUCAUAGACAAGGGUCCUCGCAAUAUCGAUCUGGACAUUCUGCUCUAUGAGAACAUUAAGUUCAACCACGAGCGUCUCAAGAUCCCCCACGUUGGAAUUCCCGAGCGAGAGUUCGUCCUUCGUCCCUUAGCGGAGUACGUACCCUUCCCCUCCACCCCCCCCCCCGCGCCCUUCCCCCCGCCCUCUCUCCCUUUUAACUUUCCCAUUGACACCCCCAGACUCAUACCCGACAAACCCAUCGACCCCGACCGUCCCUGGCGCCUAAUCCGCGACUACCUCGACGCCCUGCCCCCCUCCAAGUCCCCCAUUACAACCAUGACGCCCCUCUCAGCGCACCACUCCCCCAUCCAAGCGCUCAACCCGGCCCGCAAAACCCACGUCAUGGCCAUCCUCAACGUAACCCCCGACUCCUUUUCCGACGGCGGCACUCACUCCCCCUCCGACCCCGAUUCCCUCGUGCAAACCAUCACUUCCUUCCUUGACGCGGGCGCCACAAUGAUCGACAUCGGGGGGCAAUCCACGGCCCCCGGUGCCCCCGAAGUCUCGCUAGAGGAAGAAUUGUCCCGCGUCCUCCCCGCCAUCCGCCUCAUCCGCACGCACCCCUCCCUCUCCUCCCGGCAGGUCCUCAUCUCCGUCGACACGUACCGCGCUGCCGUCGCCGAAGCAGCCAUCUCUGCCGGCGCAGACAUCGUCAACGACGUAUCAGGCGGCUCGCUCGACCCAGCCAUGUUACCCACCGUUGCCCGCCUAGGCGCAACAAUUUGCCUCAUGCACAUGCGCGGCACGCCGGCGACAAUGAACGACUUGGCCGUGUACCCCCCCGAGAAGGGGGGCCUCAUAGGCGGUAUCGCGACCGAGCUCCUUGCACGUGUUAAAGCGGCAGAAGAAGCGGGAAUCCGCCGCUGGCGGAUCGUUCUCGACCCUGGGUUAGGGUUUGCUAAGCGCGGGCCGCAGAAUGUCGAGGUGUUGAGGAGGCUCGAGGAGUUGAGGGCGUGGCCUGGGUUGCAAGGAUUGCCAUGGCUGGUUGGGUCGAGUAGGAAGAGCUUUAUCGGACAGGUGACAGGGGUGCCGACGCCGAGGGAGCGAAUUUGGGGGACGGCAGCGACAGUCGCUGCUGCGGUACAGGGGGGCGCGGAUGUGGUCAGAGUACAUGAUGUUAGGGAGAUGGUGCAAGUUGUGGCGAUGGCGGAUGCGAUUUGGAGGUAUUAA